AUGUCGUCAGAUAUUGUUGGUGAGAUUGCAACGAAUCUAAGUGAGCCAGUGUUAGAUAAAAUAAAGGAGGUUUACAAUUACAUCCGACGGUAUAAGUGCAGCAAAUAUGCUAAAGAUAAAGCCACAUUACUCCAUGAUCAAAGUGAUAAAGUUCCUAAAGAUGCAGUGACUCGACCUCUAUUUGUUGAAGAGGUCAAAUCUUUUAUUGAUGGGUAUAAGAAUUGUGGCUUGCAAUCCAGAAAGCAGGUUAUGGAUAAUGUGAUUGGGAAGUUACAAGAUGCUCAAGUUAAGUAUAUUGCUAUAUAUGGCGAGGAGAAUGUAGGCAAAACAAGGUUGAUGGAUGAAAUAACCAGAAAAUUCGGGUGGUCUGGUACAGAAGAUUAUCGUUGUUUUAAACAUCCGAUCAAUGUAGGAAGAAAAAGUAUUAAAGACAUUGAAAUUAAUUUCGAGGACAUAAUAAACCUUGUACGACAAAUAAAUUCAACUGAUAUAAAACACAUCGUAUUUUUGGAUGGAAUCUGGGAGAAAUUUGAUCUUCAAAGAACGGGGAUAGCAGAACUUUCAUGUGUCAAGAUUUUGAUGACAAGUAGGGAGAAGAGCUUGUGUAAAGAGAUGGGUGUGGAGGAUUGCAAUAUGUUUGAAUUGGGGCGGUUGAGUGAAGAUGAAGCUAGGAAUUUGUUCUGGUCUAAGGUUUCUUUUAAGGAAAACAUCGUAAUCAGUGAGGAGUAUCUACGCGUUGCGGAUAAAGUGGUGAAUAAGUGUGGAGGUUUACCUCUUCCAGUCGUAACAAUAGCGGCGGUGCUCAGUGGUAAUACUCUGCUAUACUGGGAACGUUUUAUUGAAAAGCUAGAAAGUGGAUCACCUAGUAUUGGUGGGAGUAUCAGUCAGCAACAACUAGUUUGUGGUGGGCAUGAUGAUGAUGAUGAUCAUGAUCAUGAAUACUUGUCUAUUUUGGAAACAAGUUACCUGCUUUUGAGUACCCAAGAAAGAAUGAUGUUUUUGCUUUGUUGUCUCUUUCCCUCGGUUGCAGUCGGUGUACCUGAUCUGAUGAGAUGUGCCAUUGGGUUAGGUUUGAUUCAAUGUGUCGACACUCUUUUGGAAGCUGAAGCGCUAGUUCGUAAAUGGAUUAACAGACUUGUUUCCUCAACUUUUGUCGAAUAUGUUGAUGGCCAGCCCUGGUGUGUCAAGAUUCCUGACCUUGUUCAAAGGUAUGGUGCUUUAAUAUUAGCCAAAGGUGGCAAUAUGGUUAUGGUAGAAGCUUUUCCUCGAUGGUUGUUACCCGAGACUUGCCAAAAGUACUAUGCCAUAUCUCUGAUGUCACAUGCCGAUCAUUCUCGAUUGGAUGGACUCAACUCCGACAAACUUCAAAUUCUGAUAUUAGAUAGGAGCCAACCUCGUGAUCGAUUUUCAGAUGGUUUCUUUCAAGGGAUGACAAAUCUUAAGGUUUUGGUAUUCAAAGGAAUGAAGUUUACACCAGGGUUGCCGAAUUCCAUAAGAAAAUUGAAGAGGAGUCUUAGAACGUUGCUCUUGGUGGAGUGUGAGUUGGGAAAUAUUACAGUAAUUGGUGAGUUGACCAAUCUUGUUGUUCUUAGUUUGAGUUUAUCAAGUGUGGAGGAAAUACCAGAGGGAGGAAUAGCAGCUAAUGUCCUAUCUAAGCUCUCUCUGUUGGAAGGACUUUAUGCUCUUAUACGUGGUGGGCCAUGGAGAUAUAUGAAUGAUGAUUCUAAAAAGGGUGAAUAUUCAUAUUAUGCCCGCAUUGCUGAGUUGAAAUAUUUGAGCUUCCUAAAAGUACUUGAGUUACGUGUGGAAUUCAAUGAUUGGGCAAUUGAUGAUGAUCAACUCCAAUUUCUCAAUAAUCUCGAUCACUUUUUUAUAUCUUUUGGACAAUUUGGUUGGGCGCAAAUUCCAACGAUUGGGCGUAAAUACCCUCGUGGAUUACUUUUCAAUUCCAACGAUUCUUGGUCAUCAAUUGUAAAAGAUAAUGGAGUAAGAGUAUUACUCGAGAAGACUCAAUCUUUAUGGGUAGUUCAUAUGGAGCUCCAACAUAUUAACGAUGACAUCCAGCAACAAGAAGAAGACGAAACCAAAAUGCAGUUGAGUAUUAUUCACUUUCCCAAUUUGAUAGAGCUGUACGUUGAUUUAUGCCCAAAGAUACAGUCUCUCUCAUCUACACCUUUCAAGGCACCCAACUUGACUCAUUUAUAUGUGAGUGAUUGCGAUAAUAUGAAAUACAUAUUCAUGGAGCAUGAUGCUGAUCAUCAACUGAAUAAUGCACAAGGAGAUCCACAUACAACUGUUACAUUUCCUCGUUUGCAACAAAUGUCCCUACGAGGUCUUCCGAAAUUGGAAAGUGUAACAGGUUUAAUCAAACGGGGUUCUGCCACCACUAAUGAUGAUCAUCAACCUGGACAUCAUAUUCUUUUCAAAAAUCAUAAGACAAUAUUCCCAUCGCUGGAACACUUGGAAUUGGAAUGGUGUGAUAAAAUUGUACAAUUGUGGGAAGUGAAUUGUAAGGAGAUGAGUUACUAUUCCAGCUUUAACAAUUUGCAAUUCUUAUACAUCGGGGAAUGUAACAAACUUGAAACUUUGGGAUCCCUCUCCAUAGCAACUGCACUUGUACAACUACAAAAAUUACACAUACGCAACUGUCCACUUCUAAGGGAAGUCAUAAGUUCGGAGGAAAUAGAGGCUCCAACAUUUGGUGAUAAAAUCCUUCCAUCCCUUCAAAGUGUUGAGCUAGAUGACUGCCCUGAAUUGAAGGUGUUCAUAUCAGGAGGAAAGCAUAACGAUGAAUUUCUCAAGUUGUCAUCUUUUCAUCAACUUCAAAUUAAAGAUUGUCCAAAAAUGGUUUCUUUCUCAUUUGAACCUUCUUUCAAGACUCCCAAAUUAAAUAAAGUAAUACUUGAUUCAAGCGAGUUUUCCAAGGAUGAGAUUAAAGACGACAUUUAUUCCUUUCUUCAAAGUCACAACAAGCCCAAGGUAAUCUACUCUGCUCACCUUGGAUGGAGUGAUAUUUUUGGGGUCUAA
Chenopodium quinoa (quinoa) is the source of this 3027-nucleotide messenger RNA. Its product is annotated as probable disease resistance protein At1g61310. Bases 1 to 3027 code for a protein of 1008 amino acids. NCBI's taxonomy places the organism in Eukaryota, Viridiplantae, Streptophyta, Magnoliopsida, Caryophyllales, Amaranthaceae. The transcript is spliced from 6 exons. The record is from RefSeq and is a predicted model, not a curated record. Gene Ontology annotation, molecular function: ADP binding.